Messenger RNA from Drosophila suzukii, 1704 nucleotides. RefSeq lists its product as uncharacterized. NCBI's taxonomy places the organism in Eukaryota, Metazoa, Arthropoda, Insecta, Diptera, Drosophilidae. The record is from RefSeq and is a predicted model, not a curated record.
GUCACCUCUCGUCCCACUGUGCCAUGAGAUCUGUAUAAUCGGGGACACAUGCGCCGGUUGCACGCACUGCCAGCUGCGAUUGCUGCAACCGCCGAAGGCGACACUGAUUCAGCCGCAACGGGGGUUCAGACCAUGGACAUGGACAUAUAUAGCUCAGAAAUCGGCCAGACACAUGCCACGCGCUUCCUGUUCAGUCGAGCGAGCUUGCUCAGCGACAGCAGAUCGAGUGGGAUGCGAUUCAGGACGUGCGUGACCAUAGGCCUCAUAGAGCCACCCAGGAAUCGCGGGCUAAUGGAGCUGAACAACGACUGCCUGCUGAUAAUUUGCGAACAUCUUUCGCUGGGGGACCAACUGAGAUUGAUGGGACUGCAGGAGGAGCGACUAUCCAGUUUGAUACUCCGUCUGUGGAGCAGUAGAUAUGCCAAACAGUUCGAUUUUCGCCGGGAGCUGCUUUUAAAGCUGCUAGAGCCAGAUGAGCAGGCUGAAAUAUUGAAUCACUUGGGUCAGCGAACCAGAGCCUUAAUUAACCUGCCAGGAACUGGCGAAGGUUGCCGGAAGUGGCUCAAACGGAAGCGAAGAAGCCUUAAUCAUUUGCAUAGGCUCAGUUUCACCAAAAGCAAUACCUUUGUGCUACAAAAACUACCCCACCUGUGCCCCAAUUUAGUGGACCUUAAGCUAGGUAAAGGUGUGGACUUAACACCCCUAGCAAUGGAUUUUCUGCUUAAAAACCUUAAACAUCUCAGAGUAUUUGAGCUGCGCUCUAACCGAAACUGCAGCCAACUGAAGUACCAGUAUCCCAGAAAUUUGGAAACCCUGCGACUGCCAGCCUGUAUGGUAAAUACCAGCGCUGCUGAGAUCUUUCAAUUGUCCAGACUCCGUGAACUGACGGCUUUUCUGUGUCAAAACUCGGGGCAGGGUCACCUGGCUGACGAUGAUGAUGAUGGCAAGGCAAAUGCCAGUGCCACUGGAACUUUGUCCGCCUGCCUGCAGCAAAUUCGGGGUCGCAACUGUCGGAUUGUGGGACUGCGUUUGCAGUGUCGACUGGAUGACUGGCUGCUGCCAGUGGCCAUCGUGGAGGAUGUGUUCCGCUUGCAAUCCUUUGCAUGGCACUCGCAGCUGACGGUGCACUACGAUGUGGCGGAUGGGAUCGUCAAGUGGAUGCCGCAGCGACCGCAGGCGGUGUACUCCCUCCUCCGCUUCCUUGCCACCCAGGCGGCCAGUUUGCGGCAAUUGGAUUUCACGCGUAACGCACAUGCCACGCCCACAUUCCUCGCCCAGCUGGACGCCCACUUGAAGCGGGCCGGCGGAUGUCCUUCCACCCAACUGACAAAUACGGAUGCGAAUGCGGAUGCGAGUGCGGAUGCAGAUGCGGAUGUGGACACGGCUGAGACAAACGAUUUGGCGUUUGUCGAGCUGGAAUUGCUGCAUUUGCCUAAUGAACAAACGGAAGCGAACACCGGAGAGAUGACAGCGAUGAGGGAUUAGGCCAAAAGGAUAAUGGAUGGUGCCUCGCAUCUCAUCCGAUUGCUGACGCUAGUGGGCGCAUAAUGGCAAAUUAGGCCAGGGGGAAAGUGAAAUUGGCAGCACAAGAGUGUUGCUAAAUUUCGGUUAAGAAGUCAUUAAGUACUAUUACUUCGUUCAUAUUUUAGAACGAAUUAAGCCAAAAAUGUUGUUUAUUUGAAUCAUGUAUUAUUAUUGUGCAAU